Messenger RNA from Rhizophagus irregularis DAOM 181602=DAOM 197198, 1458 nucleotides. RefSeq lists its product as uncharacterized. The record is from RefSeq and is a predicted model, not a curated record. Gene Ontology annotation, molecular function: protein kinase activity; ATP binding. Gene Ontology annotation, cellular component: cytoplasm. NCBI's taxonomy places the organism in Eukaryota, Fungi, Glomeromycota, Glomeromycetes, Glomerales, Glomeraceae. Gene Ontology annotation, biological process: protein phosphorylation; signal transduction.
CAAAAUAUAAAAAUGAGUUUUAAUAAUGAAACUCAAGUAGUAUCUGAAUUUAAUAUUUCCGAUGAAGAUUCUAGUUCCGUAAAAAUUAGUCAUGAUAAUUGUUAUGACCCAGAUAAUGGUAAAUUUUGGUGUAAAGAAUGUGUUCCUCGUUGCAUAAUUGAAGGGUGGACUAGCAGUGGAAAUGAUGAUAUUGAUAAUCUUAUCAAGGAUUCGAUUUAUAACGCAAGAAAAAAGUAUUUUUAUUAUCCAAAUUAUCCAUUAUUUCUUGAAUGGGUUCCAUUUGAUAGAUUUAAAGAUAUGAAACAAAUAGGUGAAGGUGGAUUCGCAAAAGUGUAUUCUGCAACUUGGAUUGAUGGUGAUGCAAAAUACAUUAAACAAGAUGAUGGAAAUUGGAUAAAAAGAGAACCUAAAUCUAUGGAAGUUGCCUUGAAAAGGCUGAAUGGAUCACAGAAUAUGUCAGCUGAUUAUUUAAAUGAGCUUAAAGCACAUUGGAAAUUAAAUUACAUACAAACAGAUUCUUUAAAAUUUUAUGGGAUGACCAAAGAUCCAGAAACUGAAGAAUUUAUAAUGAUUAUGCAAUUUUCAAGUAGAGGAAAUUUGAGAAAUAUUCUUUCAAGUGAUUUUGAAAAUAUUUUAUGGAGUGAGAAAAUUGAGUAUUUAUAUUGUGCAGCAACGGAUCUUAAAAAUUUACAUGAAUUAGGAUAUUUUCAUAAAGAUUUUCAUAGUGGAAAUAUGUUAUCAAGUAAUGAUGGUUUUUAUAUUUCAGAUUUUGGAUUAUCUAGACCAUCAAAUGAACAGAAAUCGUCAGAUAAUAAAAUAGUUGGUGUUUUGCCAUAUAUUGCUCCAGAAGUUUUAAAUGGAGAACCAUAUACAUUAUCUUCAGAUAUUUAUAGUUUCGGUGUAGUUAUGGCUGAAGUAUCAUCUGGAAAACCUCCUUUUUAUAAAAGAAAUCAUGAUAAUAGCUUAGCAUUAAAAAUAUGUAAUGGACUCAGACCAAAAUUUGGAAAAGGAACCCCUGAAAUUUAUAAGAAAUUAGCACAUAGAUGUAUGAAUGCUAAUCCUAAUCAAAGACCAACAGUCAAUGAAUUAUAUGAAAUAUUAAAUUGUUGGCAUUGGUAUGAUGAUAAUGAAAAAUAUGGAUAUAAAGGAAAAGAAGUUAGAAAUGCAUUUGAGGAAGCUGAUAAAGAAAUACCAAAUAUUUCAACCUUAUGUGAAAAAGAUCCUGAUGCUAUUUAUACUAGUAGAGCAUUUACAUUUAAAGAUUUAUCAAAACCCAUUAAUUCAUCUUUCAUUGUCACUAAAUAUCUUAAUGAAGAAUAUAAUAAAGAUUGUCAAGAUUCUCAAUUAAUUGACUUAGAAGUUCCUAGCACAUCGAAAUUAGAGGGUGGUUAUAGUGUUAACUAAAUAAAAAUUUUGUAACUAUAUAUAUGUUAAUUUUUUAUUUAUUUACGAUAAAAU